This is a messenger RNA of Sporothrix schenckii 1099-18, 537 nucleotides long. RefSeq lists its product as uncharacterized. The transcript has 2 exons. Bases 1 to 537 code for a protein of 178 amino acids. NCBI's taxonomy places the organism in Eukaryota, Fungi, Ascomycota, Sordariomycetes, Ophiostomatales, Ophiostomataceae. The record is from RefSeq and is a predicted model, not a curated record.
AUGUUCAAGAUUCCCGCGCUUCCCCCGCCGAGACCGGCAGCACAACAGACACGUUUGACUGCUGCCACUGCCACAGACAACCCGCAACGAACUGACCGCCGUCAGACGAUAACACCGCCAGACUUACCGGCGAUGGUCAAGAUGUCGAUCACCAGCGAAUUCCGGAACCUUCGAAAAUACUACCCCCAGCGGCCCGAGGCUGUCGGCGAGGCCAUGCGUCUGACCCGCAGGCUCGUCCUCAUGAAGCCGGCCCAAUACAACUCGUCCUUGGACUUCUUCUGUCAUUUUGAACAACUUGUUCGCCAGCAAGACCGCACCGGCUUUCCUCUGGAAGAUUAUGUCAAGUGUGAAUUGCUUCUGCGAGGCAUUGCCAUCGUCUGCGGCUCGGCGAAACUUGGAAGCGCCCUGAUGGAGGAGAUGAAGACCAAGUUCCGGGCCAAAAGCCAAAGACAGUGGCUGCAACCAGACAAGCACGACAUCCCAGCGUCCCAGCGAGCCACGUUGGCUACCGUCCUUCCGUGGCAUGGUAAGAAGUGA